This is a messenger RNA of Anarrhichthys ocellatus (wolf-eel), 818 nucleotides long. Its product is annotated as probable C-mannosyltransferase DPY19L3. Gene Ontology annotation, cellular component: nuclear inner membrane. Gene Ontology annotation, molecular function: mannosyltransferase activity. The record is from RefSeq and is a predicted model, not a curated record. Lineage: Eukaryota; Metazoa; Chordata; Actinopteri; Perciformes; Anarhichadidae. The transcript has 3 exons. Bases 421 to 720 code for a protein of 99 amino acids.
CUCGCUGCUCCUGUCAACAAGGUUUCAGCUCAUUUCAUCCUAUUGUCUUCUCCCCGCUGCUCACUCAAUCGUUCCCUCAUUUGUUUGAGAACUGUAAUUCAUGUGCCUUGAAUCAGAACAUAGAUCUAAAAAAGUCUCUAAAUGAAGUCUAACCAGCCCUGGAACCGUUCCGCUAAGUUGUCCGCUACACUAACGACAGUCUGGUUGUCUUGUUUGAAUGUAAUGUUCCCUACUGGUGGCUCAAGAGAACAUCCUAAAGUCCAAGCAUCACAUUUAAAUAGAAAUCUUUCUGUUCUUGUAUCACGGAGAAUGAUACGAAACACAUAAAUAGCAAGUGGAAAUUUAACCAGGUGAGACGUUUCAAAAGCAACAACUAUUUAACAGUCUGCUUGAUGUUAUUGCCUCUGUCUCCCACCCAGGAUGAAGUAUAUAUGGACCGGCCACAUGUGUGCAGUCGCGGCCUACGGUGUGUGUGGGAAGGAGCUGUGGACUCUGCUUCUCAACGCGCUCAGCUGCAACAGCAAAGUUCUGUUGAGGCUCGUCAGACACGCCGUCCCACUGUUGGUGAUCGGUUGCCUGUAUUACAAGUUCUGGCCUAAGCUGAUGGAGGAGCUAUCAGAACUGAGGGAGUUUUUUGAUCCAGACACUGUGGAGCUCAUGACCUGGAUUAGGUACACACACACACACUUACACUCUCACAUCAAAUUGAAGCAAAUCUGAUUAGGUUGUUUACACCGAUCAAGUUUCACUUUGCCUGAUGUCCUUGAUUAGUCUGUCUGUGUGUGUGUGUGUGUGUGUGUGUGUGUGUGUGUGUGUGU